AUGGAAUUGGAUGCGCAGGCAUUGCAAGAGGGUGCGGCCAACUCGGAAGUCCUCGAGUACCUCCACGCUGAAGAGCAGCGGCUGAGUGACGAAACGAGGAGCAUGCGCAACAGCGAGCAGGCUGCAUUCGAGGAGGUGGAAAAACAACGCUCCGAGAUGUUGUCUCUGAAGGUAGAGUGCUCGGCAGCGUCGGUUUCAGUGGAGCAUCCCCCCAACGAGGUGGUCGAGCAUGAGCUCCGCAUCUCUCUUCCUCCCGGGCAUCCGGCUCUGCGGCUGAAGCGCUUCGAUGACCUUCUCGCAGCAUUGGAGCUUGAGAAGGAAGAGAUUCUGGAAGAGCUUCGUGAAGAUUCUGGGCUGUGGCAGGCUCAGCGAGAAGUGGAAGAGCCCGAUUCUCGGCGACGAGCACGGCCGACGCCUCGAGACAGUUCCCAGUCCCAGGCUCUCUGGCCAGCUUCUCCUGCUGGAGGAGGCCACCCGCCGCCGGGGUCAGCAGAGCCAAGCGGCCUUCGGCUCAGGAAUCGAAGAAUCAAAGAUGGGCUUGCGGCAAGGUGUGGGGCAUGUCAGAGUUCCUGGACGCCAGCGCGGCCCGCAGAAGAGGUCCAGCGCCGGAUCCAGCAAGCGGGACCCGCAGUGGCAGAAGUUGAUGACUUGCAUGCCCAGGCAGCGGCGCUCGAGAAGGAGAACGAGAUCCUGAGCCGACAACAGGUAGAGUGGCAUCGCUCGCAGAACUUGAUGCUCCGCCUCGCAGAGGAGAAAAAGGUUCCUCCGAAUCGCCCUGCAGAGUCAGGACGCAGCCCUCAGGCCCAGGGGGAGCCCUCCGCGUCCAAGCGCAGCGAGCGGAGCGACCGGGGCCAGGCUGAGCUGGAGCAGGUGCUGUCGGCAAACGAAACCUUUCGUCAGAGGGUCCGGCAACUGCAGGAGGAGAAGGCCGAGCUCGUUUGCAGUCAGAAGGGGUUGGAAAGCUUCAUCCGAUCGCGAAUGACAGCGAUUGAGACCAAGCUUGCCGACAACUUCGUAAGUUCGUAUCCGCCAUCUCCGUAG
Symbiodinium sp. CCMP2456 is the source of this 1041-nucleotide messenger RNA. Lineage: Eukaryota; Dinophyceae; Suessiales; Symbiodiniaceae. The record is from the annotation of a GenBank genome assembly.